GUUUUAGAAAAAGCCUUCGUAUUUUCAGCGAUAGGCCUUGGACUUUUUUACGUGGACUUUUCACUUUUCAGCGUUGAAACAACUCCAGUUUGCUUAACUUAAAACGUGGGAAUGGGUGUUCCAGCAUUUUUUCGUUGGCUAUCGAAGAAAUACCCGUCGAUCGUUGUCCACUGUGUCGAAGAGAAAGGACCUGAAGUUGAUGGAGUGAGAGCCCCUGUGGACACAAGUUUACCUAACCCCAAUGACUAUGAAUUUGAUAACCUAUACCUGGACAUGAAUGGAAUCAUUCAUCCUUGCUGCCAUCCAGAAAACAAGCCAGCUCCAAAGAAUGAAGAUGAAAUGAUGGUGGCUAUUUUUGAGUACAUCGACAGAAUCUUCUCUAUUGUCAGACCCAGAAAGUUACUUUACAUGGCCAUUGAUGGAGUGGCUCCAAGAGCAAAAAUGAACCAGCAAAGAUCUCGUCGAUUUAGAGCAUCUAAAGAAACCAAGGAAAAAGCCGAGGAAAUGGCAAGAAUUAGAAGUGAAUUGAUGGAAAAAGGAGCUCUUUUACCACCAGAAAAAGAAAAAACUGAACACUUUGACAGUAACUGUAUCACACCAGGGACAGAGUUCAUGGCAAACUUGUCUAUAUGUUUAAGAUAUUACAUUGCUGACAGAUUAAACAAUGAUCCUGGAUGGAAGAAUAUAAAAGUGAUAUUAUCAGAUGCUAAUGUUCCUGGAGAGGGUGAGCAUAAGAUAAUGGACUACAUCAGAAAGCAAAGAGCAAGUCCACAUCAUGACCCAAACACAAAGCACUGUUUGAAUGGUGCUGAUGCUGAUCUGAUCAUGCUGGGACUUGCAACUCAUGAGCUUCACUUCACAAUUAUCAGGGAAGAGUUUAAACCAAACCAAAAGAGACCAUGUGAGAUGUGUGGUCAAAUUGGUAAGAAUUACUUUAAAGUCCUGCUUUUUUUUGAUGAGCUCCCCGCACCUGUGGCCCAAGAAGUAGAGUUUAUUUUCAUCAGGCUAAACGUUUUACGAGAGUACCUCGAGCGUGAGUUAAGAAUGGAAGGCCUUCCUUUCCCGUAUAGCUUUGAGCGCUGUCUUGAUGACUGGGUAUUCAUGUGCUUCUUUGUAGGAAAUGAUUUCCUUCCCCAUUUGCCGUCGUUAGAAAUCAGGGAAGGAGCUAUAGACCGUUUGGUGGGAAUUUACAAGAGGGUACUACCAAGAUGUGGGGGCUACUUGGCUAAACAUGGAAUUGUGGACCUUAGCAGAGUACAGAUGAUUCUUCAAGAGCUUGGUUAUGUGGAAGAUGAAAUCUUUAAGAAGAGACAGGAAAACGAAGUACAAUAUAGAAAACGUCUGAAGGCAAAUAAAGAGAGAGAAAAACGACAAAAGAUGCGGGAUGCUCCCCUCUGGACACCAAGUGGACAAUUUAGCCCUCACGCCAUAACUAAAACACCCUCAGCUAUUGUCUCCCCUCGGCAAGAGGCUUAUGCCAUGCGAAAGCAAGCAAUGUCCUACAGUGGCAGCAGUACAGAAGCAGCCAAUAAGAGUGCUGCAGCAAAUCUUAGAGCUAUGCUUGUGACGCCUUCCCCUGAUGCUAAUACGUCUUCUUCAAGUACACCAAACUCGAAUCCAGCAUCAAACAAGAGAAAACAUGAAGACGAGGACGAGGAACCGAAAGAUGAUAUUCGGUUAUGGGAGGCAGGAUGGAAAGGCCGUUAUUACAAAAAUAAAUUUCAACUGUCUGAAGACGAUGAAGGUUAUGAUGACUUCAGGAAGAAAGUGGCACACGCCUAUGUGGAAGGACUUUGUUGGGUUUUACUUUAUUACUAUCAGGGUUGUCCUUCUUGGAAGUGGUUUUAUCCAUAUCAUUACGCUCCUUUCGCCUCAGAUUUCCGUGACCUUGCAUCACUUCCAAACUCUUUUGAAAAAGGAACACAACCGUUUAAGCCUUUAGAGCAACUGAUGGGAGUAUUCCCAGCAGCCAGUGGAAACUUUCUUCCUCCAACCUGGAGAGAGCUGAUGUCUCACCCAGAGUCGCCGAUUAUUGAUUUCUACCCGCUGGAUUUUGAAAUCGAUCUCAACGGGAAGAAGUACGCAUGGCAAGGCGUAGCCCUCUUACCGUUUGUAGACGAGAAGAGACUUCUCGGUGCUCUCAGUCAUGUAUACCCGGAUCUCACAGAAUUGGAGACGAAAAGAAACAAUCGCGGUAAAGAUCGCUUGUUUCUACGCCAAGGAAAUCCUGUCUUUGACUUCUUUGUGGGCCUUUAUGAAGGAGGUGGCAUCAGAGAGUCGGUUGAAAUCGUAGCAAAUCUGAGUGGUGGCAUGUCAGGAAAAGUAGAACCAGAUGAUGUUCCUAUUUUACCUCACAAAAUAGUCCAUGAUACAACUCUGUACUUAGUUGCCAAGCCUUUGAACAAGAGUGAGGUUAAGAGUGGUCUUCGUUGUCGCUCUGUCCUUGUCAAUUUUACUAUUCGUCGUAAGGUCUUCGUUGUAGCUCUGUCCUCGUCAACAUUACCACCCUCUUCAUCGUCGUUUUCUCGCUUUACGAACAGCAGACCACAAACCGUAAUCAAUUUUAUACAACUGAAUAAAACUUUGCGUGAUAACGUAUGUUUUAAUUGUAUUCUUGUUGAUUUUAGUGUCCUGUUCACUGAUCCUGUUUACGACGACGAUCAUAUUUUUAAAGCAGAUGUUUUACCCGAGGCAGUACCUCCAGCCCGUGUUCUGAAACCAGAGGGUUAUGACAGAAAUGCUCCAUAUCGGCCCGUCACAGGAAUGAAUCCUAACAGGACCUCGUUCGCUCAAAUUGACGGCGCUGGAAGAAGAAUGCUCAACUUCCAUGGCGGUGAAGUCUUUCGUUUCUCCACACCCCGCAGCCACGCUCCUCCCUUCCGGUCACACUCAGGCCCUCCGCAGAACUACCCGAGACACGGUCACCCUCCCCAUUCAAGAUCCAUUCUGGGCACUCCUCCUUCGUCACGUGAUUACAAUGAUCCAAGACGAAACAACCAUUACAGUCAGCAGGUGCCGCGUCACAACUCAGGCAGUUACCAAGGAAACAGGCCUACGCCUUGGUCGCAAAGGCUACCCUCUUAUCGGGGACCGGGGCCGAAUCAACCCCAGUUCUCGCGCAAUCAUUCUAACAACCCGUCACGUGAUCCGCGGCAACAUCAAGACAGUCGAGGCUAUAGUGCACCAGCCAGGGAUGAUCGUCGCCAGUCCUACCCGCUCUCCAAUUACCGCUACAGACCUUAGUAAUUAAACCGGGUGGUAAUCCUUAGCAACAAAUCAUUGAGCCCGCAGGAACCUAUUAGAGACUACAAAAUCGGUGGACGGGAAUCUGUUCAGUAAACUCUGUGAGAGCGUAGUUCCGCCUUUCCGUAGGCUUUAAACAAUGAAAUGGCUGGUUUCCAUUAUGAUAGCAAUGAGACAUUUAUGCCCAUGAACUUAUUAGUCAGUCUCACUUCUUAUUGACCAGGAAAGCAUCGAAUCAAGAACUUAGUGGACUAAUAAUUUACAAUUUAUUUUGGGAUUUUCUUGGAUUGACUGUCUUAAUGUGCUGCAUAUUUGAGCCGCAAACGUUGAGAUGACAAUUGAAGCAGAGUUUGAAGACUCUCGCGCUAAUCUUUUCGACAUAAAGGAUUUUUUAAUGUCACAUAAAUUAGGACUUGCAUAUACUUAAUUCUUGCACAUUUUUUUCUACCUAGUAAGUUGAGGUCAUCCUCAAAUAUUUAUGCUUUAAAAAUCAAUACCAGGCGGUAGGUGGCAUUCGUAAUUCUUUUUUUAUAGCACUGCCAUCUUAUUAAUGGGAUUUUCAUAAUGUUUAGGACUCCUGAGUGAAAGCUGUCAGUCAUGUCAGUGUACAAUAAAACACUUUCCCUUCU
Messenger RNA from Stylophora pistillata, 3872 nucleotides. RefSeq names its product 5'-3' exoribonuclease 2. Gene Ontology annotation, molecular function: zinc ion binding; 5'-3' RNA exonuclease activity; RNA binding. Gene Ontology annotation, biological process: nuclear-transcribed mRNA catabolic process. Gene Ontology annotation, cellular component: nucleus. The record is from RefSeq and is a predicted model, not a curated record. NCBI's taxonomy places the organism in Eukaryota, Metazoa, Cnidaria, Anthozoa, Scleractinia, Pocilloporidae.